Molecule: messenger RNA, 2246 nt
Organism: Drosophila miranda
Lineage: Eukaryota; Metazoa; Arthropoda; Insecta; Diptera; Drosophilidae
Product: ABC transporter F family member 4-like
Exons: 3
Coding region: 112-1518 (468 amino acids)
Source: RefSeq, a predicted model, not a curated record
CGCAACUCCAGUAUAUACAGAAAUCAAAAACGAUUUUUUUUUGCAAGCCAGCCUGAAAUUCAAAUCAGAAACCAAGUAAAUAAAUAUUAAAAGGAUCAAUAAAUAAUAAAAAUGGAAGAUCUUAUGACGAAGGGUUCGUCGUCGCCGCAGGAGGAAGACGACGAAGAUGAGAAGGCGGAGCUGAAGGCAAAAGUCGCAAUCGCCUCUGAUGAGGGGGUGGAGAACGCUGAGGAUGCUGUGGAGGAGUGCGCUGAAAAGGAAAGCGCGGGUGGCAAGAAGAAAGGCACGCGCAAAAAACGCUCCCUCAACUGGGAAGAAGCGGAGAGGGGACUGCUGCUGGAGGUUAUCAAAUCAAAAGUGGCGUUCGUUGAGAACCGUAGUGUGGAUGCCAAGAGUAUCAAAGCCAAGCGACUUGCCUGGUCCCAAAUCACAAAACAAUUUAAUGCGUUGAACUUUCGGCAUCGGCUGCUGGAGCAAAUUCAGGUGCAAUGGCGCAGCAUGAAGAACUCGGCGAAGCGCGAGCAUCAGCAAAAGCAUCCCAAGUCCGAUCCCCUAGAGGGCAUGCGUAUGAUUGAGUUUAUGGAGGAGCUGCAAAAGGAUCCGGUAACCGCGCGGAGCCAAACCCGCGGGGUCAACACCAAUGGCAGCACCGUAAGCACACUCAAGAAGGAACUACUCGAUAUUGACGAAGAUGAGGAUAUGCCGCUGGCCGCCUUGCCAAACUCGACGAAUGCCAGUGAAGACACGUUGCAGACAUCCACCAUGGCCAUACCAUCGCCACCCCCAUCCACCGCUGGCGGUGAUGGGGACUCGCAGCAAGAGAGCGCUCCUUCACAGCCGCCCACUCAACGUCGCAAACGUGCCAAACCCAAGUCGACGGUUAAUAAAAAUGAUUCCGGGGAUAUGGGAGAGGACAACGAAAAGUCAGCUCCAGUGCGAAAGCGGCGACAGCGCAAUCUCUCGCAGGCUCAGUCGAUAAUAUCAGAUGAAAAUGAAGCGUCCACAACCGUUGCGCCUAGCACAACGCACCAGCAGUUCUCGUCGGCGGCAACAACGGUUCCCGAAACGAAUAGCCCGCCAGCCGCCACGCAUGACCUCAUCAGCAGCACGGAUAUGGAGCAAAAGUAUAAACAUGACCUUUUCAAACUGCUGAAACAGGCCCGUCUGGCCGAGAUAGACUAUGCACGCCGCGAGCACGAACAGAAGUUGCGCCUAGAGCAGAUGGAGCAGGAAAUAAAAAUGGCAUACUACCGGCAAGAGCAGGACUUGAAGCUUCGACACAUGCGGGAAGAGCACGAUAUAAGGCUCCGGCAGCAGCGACGAGAGCACGAGGCGCGUCUUGGUAUUUACAGCCUCAAAUGCAGCGGACUAAAUGGAAGCAUACAGGAACAGAUGCCCCUGCCCUCAGCGAAAUGCAACGCCAAAACGGACUACAAUAAUGUUCACAUGGACGGUGACACUGUCAAACCAUCGACCAGUGCAGAGGGGAAGCUGGCUCUUAGUGCAGCCUGCAAUUAGUGGGCGUGGUAGGGGGGUCAGACACACGCUCGCAGUACGAAUUGCCAGAAAUUUAGAGGAAAACAUAAUCCAAUACUUUAAAAUUUAGCUUGAAAUACGUUUAGCGAAAUGUAGCCCGACCAAAUCACGGUCAGAUGAAUGAUUUCGAAGACAAAUGAAUGAAUACGAAUACUCAAAAACUACACUCAAGAUCAAAAUUGACUGUUUUUUUGUGCAUUUCGCUCCACACACAAAUACGAGCAUACAGACAAUGCAUUUUCAAUAUAGUAUUACAUAUAUAUUUCUAACGAUUAAGACUCCUGAAAAACAUGAUCAUUUCAAGCGCGGUUGUGUCGUACGAAACAAAAAUACUCAAACACACUCUGAAUAAGUUCCCUAUUUGCAAAUCUUUAAAACGCAUACGACGCUUCAAGUCAGUCAGUAUUCUUUAUUGCCACUGUAUUAUUUUUACUUUUUACAUUUUUUAUUUGUAAUUUUUUUUUACAAAACUUACAAUUUAGACAUAGGUACGUGUCGUAAUUGUAAAUCCCUGUAUGUCUGUUCAUACAUUACCGGAGAAUCUUUUAUAAUUCUUAUAAUCAUAAGUUACUGUACAUCGUGUUCUAUAGCGCAGUAAUGUCCUGUCACUUUGCUUCUGCUUAAUAAAAGGCAUGAUUAAGGCGAGAGCGAAGUAAAGUUAAACUAGAUUAAGAAAAUACAAAUACAUAGUGUGUAAUCAACUCUUCGAA